UUUUUAGCCAUCCCAGCUCCCACAUCCUUCCCUUUUUCUCUAAGAUCUUUAACCCUAGUUUCCUUGAUUUGUUGUAGCAAACAAGGAUAGAAGAAUAGUGAGAAACCAGCAGGCCAGCUUCCUGGAUCUUGCAGACCUGAGCAACAACUGCAGCUAAGCAAAAAAGAAAGAUCCAACCGAGGUUAUAAUACAAAUGGAACCCUAGCUAAAUCUCUAUCAUGCUUGUGAAAUCCAUGGCUGUACAAACAACAUUGCAGUACUGAACCUUGAUAUGUAUAAGGCAGCAAGCUAGAUGACCCAGCAGAACUAGAGAGUGAUUGUUAUACACAAGCAGCCAUGUCAUCAUACUCCUCAUCAUCCGCUUCAUCAAACUCUCCCUGCGCUGCAUGCAAGUUCCUGAGGAGAAAAUGCAUGCAAGGUUGCAUCUUCGCCCCUUACUUCCCACCAGAAGAACCUCAAAAGUUCUUCAACGUUCACAAAAUCUUCGGAGCCAGCAAUGUAACCAAGCUCCUCAACGAGCUUCUUCCCCACCAAAGAGAAGAUGCAGUGAACUCACUUGCUUAUGAAGCUGAUGCACGCAUGAAGGACCCUGUAUACGGCUGUGUUGGUGCCAUCUCCGUCCUCCAGCAACAAGUGCAGCUUCUUCAGAAGGAGCUAGAUGCAGCAAAUGCCAACCUGUUGAAGUAUGCAUGUAGCUACUGCCAUCCUUCAGCACAUGCUGGACAUCAACAGGUUCUGCUUCCCUACCAUUCUUCUCUUCAAUGGAGUAAUAAUUCAGAUAAUGAGCAGAUGAGGGAGAAGGGUGGUUAUGUUUAUGGGGAUGUGGAUGGGAGUUAGGGAAGUGGGGAGAUCAUGUCUUUUAAUUAAUAUGUGGGUUUUAUUGUAUGGUUUGUUUGGAUAUGUAUUGACCGUGCAUGGCAUUGAUUGCUGUGUUUCUGUUGUCAGAGAUUUAUGUACUUUAUUGGUAGUGUAAUGCCUUUGCACAAUGAGGUUUUGUUA
This is a messenger RNA of Phalaenopsis equestris, 999 nucleotides long. RefSeq names its product protein LATERAL ORGAN BOUNDARIES-like. The transcript has 3 exons. The coding region runs from base 337 to 837 and encodes 166 amino acids. The record is from RefSeq and is a predicted model, not a curated record. Lineage: Eukaryota; Viridiplantae; Streptophyta; Magnoliopsida; Asparagales; Orchidaceae.